AUGGAGCCCCGCCCCAACGGCCCCGCUGACAUCCACGAGGGCUGGUUCCACGAGACGUGCAGCCUGUGGCCCGGCCAAGCCCUGUCGCUGCAGGUGGAGCAGCUGCUACACCAUCACCGCUCGCGGUACCAGGAUAUCCUUGUCUUCCGCAGUGAGGGCUACAGCAACGUGCUGGUGUUGGACGGCGUCAUCCAGUGCACGGAGAGGGAUGAGUUCUCCUACCAGGAGAUGAUAGCCAACCUGCCCCUCUGCAGCCACCCGAACCCACGCAAGGUGCUGAUCAUCGGGGGUGGGGACAGAGGUGUCCUGCGGGAGGUGUUGAAGCAUUCCUCCGUGGAGUCUGUGGUCCAGUGUGAGAUCGAUGAGGACGUCAUCCAGGUCUCUAAGAAGUUCCUGCAGGGCAUGGCCGUGGGCUACUCCAGCUAACUGACCCUACACGUGGGCGACGGUUUUGAGUUCAUGAAACAGAACCAGGAUGCCUUCGAUGUUAUCAUCACUGACUCCUCAGACCCUAUGGGCCCUGUAGAGAGUCUCUUCAAGGAGUUCUAUUACCAGCUCAUGAAGACGGCCCUCAAGGACAAUGGCGUCCUCUGCUGCCAGGGCGAGUGUCAGUGGCUGCACCUGGACCUCAUCAAGCAGAUGGGGCAGUUCUGCAAGUCGCUCUUCCCCGUGGUGGCCUAUGCGUACUGCACCAUCCCCACCUACGCCAGCAGCCAGAUAGGCUUCAUGCUGUGCAGCAAAAAUCCCACCACCGACUUCCGGAAGCUCAUGCAGCCUCUGACACAGAAGCAGGUGGAGCAAAUGCAGCUGAAGUACUACAACUCAGACGUGCACCAGGCCGCCUUCAUCCUGCCCGAGUUUGUGCGCAAGGCCCUCAAUGAUGUGAGCUGA
Molecule: messenger RNA, 891 nt
Organism: Neomonachus schauinslandi (Hawaiian monk seal)
Lineage: Eukaryota; Metazoa; Chordata; Mammalia; Carnivora; Phocidae
Product: spermidine synthase-like
Biological process (GO): spermidine biosynthetic process
Cellular component (GO): cytosol
Molecular function (GO): spermidine synthase activity
Source: RefSeq, a predicted model, not a curated record